AUGGAAUUAGAAACCGAAAUUCCUAUUUGGUUUCAUGGAAGAGUCAAAUGGAUAUCGAACUUAACAACUCGUUCAACUUGUUUUGAUGUAAUUCAAGCUAUAUUGUCAUCAUCAUCAUCAUCAUUAUCAUUAGAUUAUCAUUCAUCAAAGAUAAAUGAAGAUUAUCAAUUAUAUGAAUGUUGGCGUGGUAUUGAACGACCAUUAAAAAGUCGUUGUCGUCUUCUUAAACUAUGGAGAUCAUGGUCUGGGGAAUGUCAAAAUGUUAUCUUAACACUUCGGUCUCGACAAGAACAAACAAUUCCAACAUAUAUUCGAAUUCGUCAACAAGAAAAUAAAUUAAAUAAAUUAAAACGUCAAGUAAAAAAAGUUGAUAAACAAAUCGAAAAAUUGAAUUGUUUAAAUAAAUUAAAUGAAAAUGAUAAUAAUAUUAUAACUUAUUUAAAUGUAUCUCAUUCAAUAAUUCGUUUAAAUAAUGAAAUAGACAAUAAAAAAAAAGAUAUUUUACGUUUAUCAUUUGAUAUUGAAAAUGAAAAUAAUGAAGAUUUUGUUGAAAACGAUUUUAAAAAUCUUUUAUACGAUGUUAAUCAAACAUUAAUUUCAAGUAGAAAAUUAACUCAAUUAUCGGAUGAACUUGAUCAAAAAAUAACUACAACUAUUGAAGAUAUUGAUCAAAAACUAAUUUUAUUAGAUGAAUUAGAAUUAGAUUAUGCAUUACAAGAUAAUAUUGAUAUCGAUAGUAUUGAUGAUCAACAUGAACAAAAUGAACAAUUAUUUUCUAUUAAGCAAAUAUUUUCUUCACCGAAUCCAAUAAUUCCAAUAAAAGCAUUAACAGUUCAAAGUCGUCCAACGGCAAUAGUUGAACCAAGUUUAUCAACAUUUAAAUCAAAAGAAUCUCUACCGAAGAGUAAAACAUCACCAUUAUUAUUAAACAAUCUCCAUAUAGAAGAAAAAUCUUUUAAAAAAACGAAUAUUAAUAUGAUGUCAUCAUCAUCUAUUCGAUAUAAUGAUCUGUUUCAAUCGUUAAAUAAUAAUGAUCGUUGCGAUCAAACAGUUAUUUCCAUUCAUUCAAAUGAUCAACAAUUAGUUACACUUGUUUAG
Rotaria socialis is the source of this 1098-nucleotide messenger RNA. Lineage: Eukaryota; Metazoa; Rotifera; Eurotatoria; Philodinida; Philodinidae. The record is from the annotation of a GenBank genome assembly.